Symbiodinium natans is the source of this 2715-nucleotide messenger RNA. The record is from the annotation of a GenBank genome assembly. Lineage: Eukaryota; Dinophyceae; Suessiales; Symbiodiniaceae.
AUGGUCAGGUUCUCCAUAGCUUCAUCGAGCACUGCCUUGUUGGGCUUCGUAGCUGUGGGCGCGGCCACGCUCCGGCCACGGACCGCCCGAAGAGCAGAGCCUUCGCAGCCAUCGCCAGGGGUGCCACCCGUUCGUAUGCCAAUGGUAUCCACCGGCACCGGCGCGAUUGAUGUGAUGUCCAAGUUGCUACAGGAUGCCGAGAAGGAUAUCACCAUUUAUAUCAACUCGCCAGGUGGGUCUGUGUCUGCGGGCAUGGCAAUCUUCGAUGCCAUGCAGUUCGUUCCCUGCGAUGUGUCCACCGUGUGCUACGGCAUGGCCGCAUCCAUGGGGGCCUUCUUACUCGGCGCAGGUACCAAGGGCAAGCGGCGCUCGCUGCCAAACGCGCGCAUCAUGAUUCACCAGCCACUGGGAGGUGCUGGCGGCCAGGCGGCGGACAUCGAAAUUCAGGCGAAAGAGAUCCUGUUCUUGCGCGAGAUUUUGAAUACGUACUUGUCGGACUUCACCGGCAAGCCCCUGGACACAGUCGCUGAAGACUGUGACCGUGACUACUACAUGACGCCAGAAGAGGCCUCUAAGUACGGCAUCAUAGACGAGGUGCGGCCGGAGGAGAAGUGCAGGGAGAACAAAAACAAAAACACGGACUUUUUUGUGCACUUUGCUUCCGUUGGAGGUCAUCGAGACGAAGAGCUGGCCCAGGAGCUGCACAUGGUCGAGAUAUUGGAGAUCGAGAUCCAGCAUCAGCCAUUCGAGAAACAACUGGUUCUGGAAGUUGUGUACUGCGCUGUUUCCGUGCAAGUGGUCUGGAGAGCUGAUCUUCUUUUCUGCGCCCUGGUCGCGUCCAACAGCAUGGGCCGGCUUUGGGAGCAGGAUGUCUGGUGGCAACUCCGUCUGGGAGAUGAAAUACUUUUCCACGGGCAAGGCUUUCCAACACACGAGGAAUGGACAUACACUAGCAGCCACAUUCCAUUUCACAACCAUUGGUGGCUGUUUUGCAUCCCCUUCUCUCUUUUGUACCAUUUGGGGGGCGUGCCCGCGCUGGUUACCUUGCGUGGCGUACUGUGUGCAGUCCUGGCCAAGAUGCAGAUGAUGCUGAGUCCGGGGCCGGAGCGUUGGCUCCUGGCCGCGAUCUCCUUUAGGAUCUCUAAGCAUCGGCUCCAGUGUCGUCCAGAGCUCAUCUCGCUGGUCCUCUAUGCUGCGCUGCCGCUGCUACGUCGCACCCUCGCAAAAGCAGACGCGGGUCGCGACAAACGGGACGGAACGGUUGUGCUUUGGCCACGGGAGGUCCUAUGCAUGUAUGCCUGCGUGGUGGCUGCAGCUAACAUCCACUUCGGGGUCGUCCCUUGGCCCGUCCUGUUUUGUGGAACGCUACUGGCAGACGAUCUGUUCGAUCCAAGUGCUUCAGGGUCUACCUCCUGCUCUUGCCUGCCGCGGAUUAACCUAACGCCACUUGCACGAGCAGCGCCGGUGAUUCUACUCCCGUGCUUGAGCCCUCAGCCCCUAGCUGGUUUGAACUACAUCCUCCACCACCGGCCUGGAAAGUAUGCAGAGAAGCAGUUGACGAACCCAGAGCAUCGGAGUUUCCAGGAUGAGUGGCGCGAAUUCUACACGGAUCUUCCAGCAUGGAGCAGUUUCCAGCUAUCCCAGCUGCACCGGCAGCUAUUUGACGCCGCUACCUUGAAGCAUGUGCCAUGGAUUUGUGCUUAUUUCGUUCUGGCAGUGUUGGUGCCUCUAUGCUGGCUGCAAAGAGGCCGGCAUUCACGUGCUGCCGGCCUCAGGUCGCCCCUGUUUACCCUAUUGGCCUUGGGUGUUAUGACACUUCUGGUGUAUGACCGUACCCGUACUGUCGUUUGGCCGGCGUUUUUCCUGCCUGCAAUGCUCGGCCACUCGGGGCCGAGUCAGUGCCAGACCCCCAGAUUACUUUGGGUUAUUUUCUGCGUGCUGAUCUCGCUCUAUCUUAUUCUUGCUGAUUUCGAAGGACCUUCAUUCCAGCUGACGACCGUGAAUUGGCCCGUGCGGUCUGCAGAAUUCGUGCGAAACCACAGCCUGACAGGCAACAUUUAUCAUACCAUAACCUUUGGUGGAUACUUGCUGUACUGGCUGCCGAACAGACAUUUUGCAGACACGCGGGAAUAUUGCUUCAAGCACCUGGAUGAGUUGUACAAAAGUGUGUACCUGGACCCUGAACGACUGAAUCGUGACAUCCUGCGGAAGUACCAGGUGAACAUCUACAUCGGAUUGAUCCCCCAGACCAGGCGUCUACCAAUGGGCGGAUACGAGGAUGUUGCUAGCAGAUUCCUUCACAAAGGCGUUUGGGCAAGAGUGUACUUUGACCACGUCAGUGAGGUGUUUCUGAGACGGGCGGUUCCCGAGUUUCAGGACCUCAUCGCCGAGCAGGAGGUGUUUCUUAAUCCAGCCUUCCCUCCAGACUACUACGUGCGUGUAAUUCUCGGAAGAGAGCGAGGAGACCCCCGGUCUCUGGCAUCUCUGACGAGAGAUUUGGACAUGUGCUUGGCGAGGGAAGAGGUGUACUGUGAGUUGAUUGAGGCCCUGCGGGUCUCCGCAACUCAAGGCGCCCAAGAAGUUUCCUCGUGGCUCAGGCGGCUGCAAGCCAAGAACUCAGGUGAUCUGAAGAAUGAAAGGCGACUCACCCGAGAGUAUCUCGAGUCAGUGAAGAUCCAUCUUAGCACACAACUGAAUGGCACAAGCGCGAGGUAA